Messenger RNA from Sorghum bicolor (sorghum), 1188 nucleotides. RefSeq names its product ethylene-responsive transcription factor RAP2-11. The transcript has a single exon. Gene Ontology annotation, molecular function: DNA binding; DNA-binding transcription factor activity. Bases 50 to 1000 code for a protein of 316 amino acids. Gene Ontology annotation, biological process: regulation of DNA-templated transcription. The record is from RefSeq and is a predicted model, not a curated record. NCBI's taxonomy places the organism in Eukaryota, Viridiplantae, Streptophyta, Magnoliopsida, Poales, Poaceae.
ACCACAUCGAGUUCUCACAGCACAUGCAAAGAUCACCCUCCUGAUCCUAAUGGAGCUCCAUUUCCAGCAGCCACCACAAAGCCAUCCCCAGCAGCAGUACAGCAGCUACCAACAACCGCCAGCCACCACAAAGGAAACCAAGCCAAGAACGAGAACCAAGUGCGGCAGCGGCGGCGGCGGUGGCGGUGGCAGCGGCAGCAAGUUUGUGGGCGUCCGGCAGAGGCCAUCGGGGAGGUGGGUGGCCGAGAUCAAGGACACCACCCAGAAGAUCCGGAUGUGGCUCGGCACGUUCGAGACCGCCGAGGAGGCUGCCCGGGCCUACGACGAGGCCGCCUGUCUCCUCCGAGGUGCCAACACGCGCACCAACUUCGCUGCCGCCGGCGCGCACGCCUCGCCGCCGGACUCACCGCUCGCGGCGAGGAUCCGUGGCAUCCUCAACCACAAGAGGAUGAAGAAGAACGCGUCCCAGCAGCACACCGUCAACUUCUUCCCCGCUGGGGCGUACCAUCGUGCUGCAGGAGCCGCCGCCACCGCAGCCAGCACCACUAGCACCAGCACCAUCACCACGACCACCAGUAGCGUCAGUCCAAGUAGCAGCCCUAGCUCCAGCAUCGUCAGCUUCGCCAUGAGCAGCCAUGGCGUCCGCACUCCCAUCCUCCCAGCUGCUCAAAGCAUAGCUGAGGAAGCUUACAGGCCGUACUUGGUCAGUGGAGGAGGCGAGGAGUUCCAGCUAGCCACACGACAGUAUGAACAACAAUGGGCCCUCAACAACACCAGCAUACCACCUUCGGAUGGAUGCGACAUGGCUAAUGAGAAUGCUUGCUUGGUGGUCGCAGAGGCGGACAAGGUUAAGCUGGAGAAGAAGAGCUCUGCGUCACACCAUGGCGGCAUGGACAGAGUUCAGGACAAGGAUGUGUUUGAGGCGGGAAACGAUGCAUCUGACUCCUUGUGGGAUCUGCCACCUAUCUGCCCACUUUCUUGCAGGUCUUUGAUGUAUUAGACUAGUUAUAAAAGGUUUUGCACCUGUUGUCUCGGUGCUCCUUUUUUUUGGAUCCAUUUUCUGCUCCUAGGAGCCAAUUCCGUACAAAAGAGUGUAUGAGGAAUGAUGGCCAGCAAGCAGAGUAAUGUGACGGAUAUGUCUUUCGUCUAGAUAACUGGCUUUUAAAGAGUUGCACUUGUUUUUCUUCU